CUAUCGCACUCAUCUGCCAUACCUAACGGCACGCACUACAUUUUUUCGUACUUGUUUGGUUAAAUUUUAUUACCUACAGAAGGCCAGCAAAUUGAACAGCAAUGGGUAAACGGCGGACGCAAUCCCUGAUCGACUCCAAUUCCAGUGAUAGCGACAGCGAGUCGGAGACCAAUCUGGAAUCGGACCUGAUGUCGUUGGCCAAGAAACGCAAGAAGCCCCAAACGGCGGCUAAAUCAAGUUCACGCUCCGACUCCGAUUCCGACUGGGCCAACAACAAAGCCGGAGCCCCCGCCUCCAAGAAGAAGAAGCGUCAGAAGGCGAGCAGGGACUCCAGCUCGUCGGAGUCAAAUUGGGAUGACGACAGCCAAGAUGAGGAGCCGCAGGCGAGGCAAAGUCCUGCCCAGGCGCAAGCGGAGCAAAAGCCGCCUGCGGAGGCUGCCAAGCCCGCCCAACUCAGCGAGCAUGAGGAGGGCGAGGUGUCCGACAGCGAUUCCGACAAGUCCAAAUCGAACUCCUCCUCUUCAGGGUCUGAUUCCUCUAGCUCCUCGUCCUCCAGCUCCGAUUCGGAGUUCGAUGACGGCUUCGACGACGACCUAAUGGGCGACGAAGAGGAUCGAAGGCGACUCAAUGGUCUGUCCGAAAAGGAGCGUGAAACGGAGAUCUACAAGCGCAUUGAGCAGCGCGAGAUCAUGCGCACGCGCUGGGAAAUCGAGAGAAAACUAAAGUUGGCCAGGCGUGGCGAGAAGAACCAGGAGAAGUCCAAGAACAAGGGAGAACGGGCCAAGAAAAAGAAGGAGAAGCGCGAGAAAAGGGCAAAGAAGGCCAGGGAAUCCCAAGCGCCUGCGCCACUACCAGCUUCGAUAUCCACGCUAUCGGAUGCGGAGACCAAACCCAGCAUUGAUGUGCGGUCCGCGAGUCCCUUGUCCUCGCCCGCUCUCAACAGAGAUGUGGCUUCCACUUCGGCGGCGGUGGCCAGUAUUCUGCCCGAUGAUCAGGCAGCUGCCGCUGGCGUAUCCGAUUACUUCGAUCACAAGGAGCGAUCCAAGGAGCGAAAGAAGAACGUGGAGGCCAACAAGACGGACGACAAGCGGAGCAAUGCCAUGGCCUUGUUAAAAGCCAAGCGUGAGGGCAAGGCCAAAAGGGAGGAGGAAGAAGCCAAGCGCCUGGCUGAACGAGAUCGUGAUGACGAUAAGGAAGAACUGGAGAGCGUCUCCGGCUGCAAAUCGGCCGUGAAACUGAAAGCCUCUGAGAUUUACUCGGACGACUCGGGCAGCAGCGAUUGGGAUGAAGAUGAGAAGCCCACGGGAAAGCGGUCGCGUUCCAACAGCAGCAAGGCUUCCAGCGAGUCCGAGGACGACGAGAAGGUUCCCCAGAGACCUGUAUUCAUAACCACACGCGAGGAUCUGAACAAGCUGCGACUGUCGCGCUACAAAAUGGAGCGUUUUGUUAACUUGCCAAUCUUUGAGAGCACCGUACUCAACUGCUUUGUGCGAAUUAGCAUUGGGAACAAUGGACAGAAGCCCGUGUAUAGGGUGGCAGAGAUUGUGGGCGUGGUGGAGACGGGCAAGAUCUACAGCCUGGGCACCACGCGUACCAACCGCGGACUGAGACUCAAGCACGGAACACAGGAGCGGGUGUUCCGGUUAGAGUUCAUUUCGAACCAGGAGUUCACCGAGAACGAGUUCAACAAGUGGAACGAAGUGUGCCAGCAGUCGCAGGUUCAGAUGCCCACAAUCGACCUGAUCGCCAUUAAGCAAAGCGACAUCAAGAAGGCGCUAAACUACGAGUUCAAGGACGAGGACGUGGACAAGAUUGUGGAGGAGAAGAACCGCUUCCGCAACCGACCCACCAACUAUGCGAUGAAGAAGACCUGUCUGAUGAAGGAGCGCGAUGCGGCCAUGCUGAGGGGUGACUACGACAUUGCCCAGGAUCUGGGCCAGCAGAUCGACGAGCUGGAGAACCGUGCCUCUGAGCUGGACAAGAGGAGAUCGCAUACCCUCAAUCUUAUCUCCUACAUAAACGAUCGCAAUCGGAAGAAAAACGUGGAGGAUGCCGAGAAGGCGAUUCUAGAGGAGGCUCGGGCAAACAAGGGCCUCAAGAUCUCCGAUCCCUUCACGCGUCGGAUCACUCAGCCGCGCAUGGGUUUCAAGGGUGCCAAGAAGGACGACGAUGACAUGCAGCUGGCACCACUGCCACCGCCGCCCCCAGGAAAAAAGAGGCCCAACGAAGCGGGUACUUCGAAUGCCAGCGCUAAGCCCACGGACUCCAAGGAUUACAGUCUGUACUCACUGCAUGACUUUGACAUCGACUUGGAUGUGCCGCUACCGGUUAGUACGAAUUCUGUGCCCAAACCGGCAAACAAACCAGCUGAAACAGUCUCCAAGCGUUCGUUGAAUUUGGAGGAUUACAAGAAGAAGCGCGGCCUAAUCUAGGAAAUGUAUUGACAAAGCCUCACAUGUUAACGUCCUAGUUUAGUGUAGUGUCCAAAUGACUACAGCAAACAUUUGUUAAUGCCACGACGACUCGCCCAACAAAAGGAGCAUAAAGAUGAAUGGUUUACAGUUACAGUUCAUAAUUGUAUUUUUAGGUUGACAAAGAAUGUUUUGAAUUAGAUCAGGCAUAGCGAAGGAUUGUCUAUAUUUUAUCAAAAUUAAACUCUUCGAGUAUACUUCCUUGUUUGUGUUUGUUCGGUAACACUUUUAUGAUUAAAUUUUUAGUGAAAUUAUACAAGCAGCACAAACAACCGCGGCAGCAAUAUCGAACAUUUAUAAUUCUUAUGCAAAUAAGGGACUCAUUAAGUAAUAUUUAUAGAUUGAUAAAGCUCUAUUAUAAUAUUAAUAGAAUUUAAGUUGAAAAUUGUAUUACGAAAAUAGAUUUCCAGCCCAACCCAUCCCAAUUAUUCUCGACGAGAUGUUUAAUAAAUUAACAACUAACAUAAUUUAUACAGAAUUAGUUUACAGCAAAAACUCAAUUGUUUACUCAGGCAAAUGGCAAGUGUGAAGGAGGAGAUUCCAGGGAGAAUUCCAGGCUGAUUAAAUGAAAUAUGAGCAUAGAAUGAGCGUGUAUUCGUUGGUUGUAACCGUUCAAUGCUGUAUUAGCUUUAGGCGAAAUUCAUCAAUUGUGGCAACAGCAUUCAUAUACUUAAUUAUACACAAAUAAUAAUUAUUUAUAAUAAAGAAAACAACUAUAAAGUGCA
Messenger RNA from Drosophila elegans, 3196 nucleotides. It is a transcript of the gene Rtf1, whose product is annotated as RNA polymerase-associated protein Rtf1. Gene Ontology annotation, molecular function: RNA polymerase II C-terminal domain phosphoserine binding; DNA binding. Lineage: Eukaryota; Metazoa; Arthropoda; Insecta; Diptera; Drosophilidae. Bases 102 to 2432 code for a protein of 776 amino acids. The transcript is spliced from 4 exons. The record is from RefSeq and is a predicted model, not a curated record. Gene Ontology annotation, cellular component: Cdc73/Paf1 complex.